CUACAGAAUAUGAACUAAACUUAUUAGAUACAAAACAUAUUGCAUUAAUGCCUUAUAAUCUCUAUAAUCCUGAUGAUAGAGAUCUCAGAUAUGCAGGUAAAGUUGAUUAUGAUAUAACAAAGUGUUAUUUUCUUUUACUUGAUGAUUGUGAACUUGAUGAUUGUGAAUGUUUUGAUGAUCAAACGGAGGAAAUAUCUGGAUUAGAAUUAAAACAGCCAUAUAUAAUUAAUUAUAGAAUGGCUUUUUAUAUUAACAAAAAUCAAUUGAAAAUCCAAAACUUUUUUGAAUCUUGGAGGAAAAAGCUUAAUAAUAUAAACUCUAUCUUGGUUGGAAAAGAAGUAUUAGAAGAAAUUGAGAAAAAUAACGAAUUUACUGAAUCUAUUGAAUCUAAUUAUGAUAAAUGGAAUAUCAACAAAUGGAAUAUCGAAAAUAAUCCAGAUAAAAUUUUAUUAUCUUAUAAUAGUAUUGACAAUAUUAAGAUCGACAUACUAUAUGCUAAAAUUAAAGCAAUUAAACUGUUAAAGAAUAAAGAUUUAUUAAUGAAAAUAGUUACUGAUAAUUUUCGUACAUUAAGUCAAUAUCCUGAGAUUAUUAAUUGGUUUUUAUCUAGAAUAGCUUUUUUUGUACCUGAUGAUACAUUAUAUGAAAUAGUUAAUCCAAAUUCUACUUCCAGACUUACCAAUUACCCUAAAGAAUCUACCCUCACACAGCCAAUUUAUGAUUUAUUAGAUCAACUUAAUAAUAUUAAAAAAAUUCCAUUAUAUAUCAUAUUUUUAAUGGCUCGAUUUUUUUAUCCAUUUGAUAUUAAUCCUUUUGGCUUUUCACCAAAGACUAAUCUAUAUGAAUUAUGGAUAGCACAUCUGGAUGAACUUCGUAAAGUAGUAAAACAAAUUCAAAAUAACACUUGGCCAGGUUUUUAUAAACCAUAUAUCUCCCCCGUUCUUUUGGAAGCAAUUCAAAUGAAAUCAGAACUCGAUCACGUUGAAGACAAGGCCACACAAACUAAUCCAGACAAGGCAACACAAACCGACUAG
Molecule: messenger RNA, 1034 nt
Organism: Racocetra persica
Lineage: Eukaryota; Fungi; Glomeromycota; Glomeromycetes; Diversisporales; Gigasporaceae
Source: the annotation of a GenBank genome assembly